CAUUUAGUGCAUAGAAUAAAAAUUACUGGUUUAGUGAUUAGAUAAGUCGGCUAGAUCAUAUGAUAAAUUAAUCAUAUUAUUAUAUUAAAUACUAAUGUAUAGUUUAAUUAAGUACUAGUACUCUUUAGUAUGUAUAAUGUUAUGAUCUAAGAAUUUAAUGUUUACUAAACCUUGCGAAUAAUCUUUAAUUAGUCAUGCUCGGAUAGUAUUGAAUUAUAGACUCUAUAAUUCUGGUGUUAAUGGACCAAGACUACUACACCACUUGUAAAAUUACCAAAAUAUCAAAAAGUUUAACCAAUUAAUACAUCAAAAACUACCCAACUUUGAAAUCAACUAAUGUGAACAUUUUCCUAUCUUCACUAGUACAUUGCACAAAGAACAUAACGGAUUAUGUAUUAUUAUUGUACUAUUAUUUGAAUGUUAAUGUACCUCUUAUUGUUUUAUUAUUUAAAAGGCACAAUAAUGCAAGUCCAAAUGUCAAAAUCAAAUCAGAAAUGUAAAUAUUAAAGUACUGAUAAUCGGAUAGGUCUACCUAGUUUAUUGGCAACAGCAUUCAAAUUUUAAUCAUGUACUUUUUGAAUAAUUUCAAUAACACAUUGCGGGUGUUUUUCCAUGCCCAUGCAGCACUAGACAUUAACAUUAAAUUGCCAACAACCAAACAACGCACAAGCAGUGACAUCCGUUUCUAUUUGGGUAAAGUAAGUGUGUUCGUUAACUUGUUUGAUCCAAAACUUAAUUUUUCUCUAUUUUUCAAAUUAGGUAAUAUAUUGUUAGAACCUGUUAAUAUUUUUUUUCUUUAGGAUUUCCAAAAUCUUGUCGAAAAGCUAAUGGAGAACCUAAAAGUAAUUGAACGUUGUUUGUGCUCCUCAGACUCUAUGUUAAUUUGGUUAAAAAAAGAAAUAUGGACAUUUACAGUCAUCAAAGAGAUAUUAGAUUCUGGCUAUAAAUAUGGUAGCAGCGAGGAACACAAUAAUAUUGUAAUGAUCUUUCUGCAUGAUUUAAAAGCUACGGUAUAUUUUUAAAUUUUAACUAUUAAUAAUUACAGGUCAUAUCAGUAAACACAGAUACAUGUAAUAAUUUGAUUACACACUUGCGCAUUGAAUUGUUAAAAGAUGCAGUUCAAAAUUUGGCUAAACUUAAUGGUUGUGUUGUAGGAAGUGAUGGAAUCUCUCUAUUGGUAUCGUCAAAAAGUAAUCUGAACACCUCUAAUCUUUUAUUAUUGUGUGGCAAUGUUGCAUGCAAUAUGACAGCCAAGGAAUAUAAACAGUAAAUAUUAAGCAAUUUUAAUAAUAAUUUAUUUUAGAUUACAAUAUUGAAUUGCAAUUUUAGACAAAAAAAAGAUGCUAUUAGUAAAAUGUCUGCCAAUCGUAUUGGAUCAAAUGAUUAUCCAACUGAUAUUAUAUCAAAAUUAUGCCAUACAUCAAUUGUUUAUGAGUUAUUGAGUGUACGCCAUAAUAAAGUUGUUAAUAUAGAAUUUAAUAAAUCAAAUAAAGAUAGUGAGUUAAAAUAAUAAAUAGGUAUAUGUGUAGCAUAUUAAAACAAUAUAAUAAUAUUAUUAGUUAUUAAUUUAAUAUAACCAUUUUUAUUUUCAGAUGGUAUUUUUAUUAUGUAUAAUUACUCAAGAUUGUAUCAGGUAUGGACAGCAUACGAAAAAGGUGUAAUUGAAAAUCGCUAUGCAUCUUUGCCAAACUUUGACUCCAUUAAUUUUGGACUGUUGAAUAGUGAAGUGAGUACGGUAGUUUUAAAAAGUAUAAUUAAUGAUUGCAUAUGAUUAUUUAGGAAGAAUGGAUUUUGAUUCUUAACCAUUUAUCAGCUUAUCCAUCAGUUAUUCAAGAAUCUGUUAAAUAUUUAUUGUCAGGCAGUGUUGAUGUUCAUAGACUGUGCAAGUUUUUGUUGGACAUGUCAUCUGCUGUUAGUUUAUUUUAUCAUAGGAAACAUAUUUUAACAGUAAGUAGUAUUAUUUUGCUUUAAAAUGUUGAAAUGUUUAAACAAAUAUAAUUUAUAAUAUAUUAUACAAAUCUUUAUUUAUCUUGCCACUAAAUGAACAUACAUUUUUAAAUAUAUUAAAACAUGAAACAUUACAAGUGAUCGUAUAGUACACUCUUAGUUAUUAACAUUAAUUUUUUAUGACAAAAUAAAAGAUUUAAAAAAUAGUAAUAUUAUAUAAGUAUAAUAUAUUUAGUAUUUGUUUGUAUUUAGCAUGUUAUAUUAAAUGAAUGAAACCGUCAAUAAAUUAAAAAUAUUUUAUAUUUAUCAUGAAGGAUUGAGAAAAUAUUAAAUAAAAUAUAAUUUAGAGCUGUAGUUUUCAAUAAUUAGUGUGUCAUCAAAAACAUUCCAGUAUUUUAAUUUAAUGUUUUAAUUUCUAUUAUGUUUUAUUUUCUACACAAGUUAUCAAAGAAUCCUUAAUAAUAAGUAAUAAUCUUUUAUAGUAUGAAACUAUUUUAAUUGAAAUGUUUGAUUAAGUAGGAUCAUAAAUUAUUUUAUUUAUAUACAAAACAAUAUUUAUUUUCUGUUUCCAUCUACUAUUUUUCUAAUAGUUCUUUUUGAAAAAUAAUUUGCUCCUAUGUCUACUGUAAAAAAAGAACUUUUUAAAUGUUUUUUCUUAAUUUUAUAUUCAGAAGCGUAGCAAGGGGUCUAUUGGUUUUACUGUAGUGUGUGCUUAUUUAAAACUUAAUUUUUUUUCUGUCUGUAAACAAAUUUUUGAACACAAAUCUUGUUCUGUUGUUUCAAGUGUAGCGCCUUUUCUGAAAAGAAAUUUUACCUAGUUGGUACAUUCGAGAGGUUAUUUUCAGAUUUUUCAAGGGGUUCUCAAAAAAUAAUUGGGCAAAAUUAUAGGUAAAAUAGUAAAUAUUUAUGUUAAGCUGCUGCAUUAUUGAUCUCAUUGUUUUUAAUUUUUACAAAAUAUUUUUUAGAAAUCUUGCUUUAGUUAAAAUAGUCUAGAGACCUUUUUUGUUACAUUUAGAAUCUAGAUGCUCUUUUAGAAUGUCGUUUUUCAAUUUUUCUAAGUAGUUUUUAUUAAAAAAAAACCCAAAGAUGAAAUAUGAAAAUUGUUAAAUUUACAGCAUUUUGAUUAAUUUAUUUUAUAUUUCUACGCUUUAUGUUUUCUACCAAAAAUAUUGCUCCAAUAGAAAAACAUCAAAGUACCUUUAUCGUUACAUUGUUUUAUCUAAUUAGUGUGAAAGAAUGUCGGUUUUUGAUUCUCCCUAUAGUAAAUAUUUUUUCGAGACUUAAAAUUUUGAUAGAAAAUGUAUGUUUUUUUUUUUUUUAGAAAAUAUUUCAUCCGAUUUACAAUUUGUGUUAUAACAUGUAAGUUUUCAUUUGAAAAACUAAGGUUAAUAUAGCUAUAGGAUACUAUUUAAAUAUUCAUUAAAAUAUAAGUAUGUGGUAACAAUUUAAAAUUAUUUGAGUCAUUUUUGAGCUAUUUAUGGACAUUUUAAUUUUGCAAUUUUUUUACGUAAUUUUUAUUUGGUAGAUUAAAAGUGUUAGACUAAACAGGAAUGGUUUAAAAUUUAACAGGAGGUUCAUUUUAAGUCGAAAUUUAUGGAAAAAAAAGUAAAAAAUUGAGUGUAAUGUAGUAAUUUUUUUUAUAAGAGUUUUAAUAUAAAAUUUUGAUGAAAAUCAUAAAUAUUAUGGCCUUAUAUAAAAAUAACUACAAGGAAAAUCAAAAAAUUACUUUCUUAUUCACUAAACAAAUUAAAAAUGUAACAAAAAAAGUUUUUUGUUGUUUUUCUAUUGAAGCAAUAUAUCUGUGUGGAAACUUAAUUAGCAAAAAUUAAAAAUAUUGAAAUCGUUAAUGUUGUGGCUCACCUAAAACCAAAUAUUUUACAUAUUAUUUUGUUUCUAGAUUUUUUCAAUUAUUUUGAAAACCCCAUAGAAAUCUAAAAACUGAUAUCAGAGGAAGAUUUCUUUUUGAAAAGUUGUUUACAGACAAAAAAAAACAUAGUAAAACUCAAAUUUAAACCUUAAAAGUCUUGAAAAACAAGUGAUUUCAUUUGUCUUAUCUUUGCAUAUACAUGUAUAGGGUGAUUUUCUAAAUAUGUUCAUCCCAUUUUUAUUGUUAAAUUUCACAUGUAUUAAAAUUCUAACUUUUGAGAUUAAUUUUAAGUCUCAAUAAAGCUGAUUUUUAGAUUUUUCACAGCAUUCAUUCAUAAGGAGUAUCUUGUGGAAAUAUCAACUUUGGUUUUUCAAAUGAGAAACUAUGUAAACAAAUUUUAUAAAUAGACUGAGUUUUAGUAUAGAUUAUUAGUUAAAAUAAAUUUUGGUGUUGACAAUUUUUAUUUCUGUCAACCCAUUGAUAAGAUAUUUCAUUUUAAAAUUUGGACAGGGGAAAUUUGUGAAACAUUAUGAAAAAGUUGCUCUUUGUGCUGUCACAACAAUGAUGCUUUUUAGAUUGUUAACCUUUGUAUUUCAGAGUAGAAUAAUUCAGAAUAUUUUUAUUCAAAUUUCGAUUAUAAUACUUAUUAUAUACGCUAUAAUUUUCAGAAAAAUCAUCCGAUUUACAAUUUGUGUUAUAACAUGUAAGUUUUCAUUUGAAAAACUAAGGUUAAUAUAGCUAUAGGAUACUAUUUAAAUAUUCAUUAAAAUAUAAGUAUUCGAAAAUAUCGAUUUUAUUUACACUUAAAAUUUCAAGUAUCAGAAUUUGAAUAUAUGGAAAAUUAACGAUAAAAAAUCGGAUAAGCAUGUUAAUGAUUUACCCUAUAUAUAUACAUACAUGUCAAUAAAAUAUUACUUUAUCAAUAGUGUGUACAAUAUUAUGCAUUGUCAAUAAAUAAACAAUAUUAUUGUUAUUCAUUUUUAAACAAACUCUGUUUACAAGCAAUAAUUAGUACUAUAAUUUAUAUGCUAUAAAAGUGAUUGUACUAUUAGGUUUUUCUUAAAUGGUAAAAUCAAUAUUAUUAUAUUUUAUUUAUACUAUUCAUAGUUUACAUAAUUAUUUUUAAGUUUAUGUUUUAUUUUUAAACUAGGUACUUUUUUUUCAAACUAAUAUUUUUGUUUCAACCAAAUCAGUUCAUUACAAUAAUUACAUAAAUUAAAAAUGUUUAUUCUAAAAAUAUUUGUUGUUUUGUUCAUAUAUUCAUAAAUGUCCAAUUAAAUUUAAUGUAAUAAAUUAAAAUAUUUAAUUUUUUAUUAAAACCCUUUUUUACCUAGGAUCCAAUUUCAAAUUUAUUACCACUGAUGUAUGCUCGAUUAUAUUUGGUCAAAACAUCAAUUCAAGUUUAUGAAAAUAUUUUUCAAUUAUUAGGUAUUUGUGCUGUAUAUGAAAUGUGAACAGUACUUUGAUGACGAGAUACCAGAAGGUACCAAUUAUUAUAAAAUAAUAUUAUUUCUGGUUGCGCUAAUUGUGUAAGGAUUUUUUAAGUAGGUACCUUUUUGUUUAUGCUAUUUAUUAAUUAAUAAUACACGAUUGUUGUGUACAAUGUUCUUUAUAUCUAUUAAAGUUUAUGCUGCAUUCAAUAAGAUUUGUGUUAUUUGUUUAU
Messenger RNA from Cinara cedri, 5477 nucleotides. The record is from the annotation of a GenBank genome assembly. NCBI's taxonomy places the organism in Eukaryota, Metazoa, Arthropoda, Insecta, Hemiptera, Aphididae.